Molecule: messenger RNA, 1182 nt
Organism: Apiotrichum porosum
Lineage: Eukaryota; Fungi; Basidiomycota; Tremellomycetes; Trichosporonales; Trichosporonaceae
Exons: 5
Coding region: 1-1182 (393 amino acids)
Biological process (GO): carbohydrate metabolic process
Source: RefSeq, a predicted model, not a curated record
AUGUCCGCAACCCAGCUCCAGCUCUCGACGGAACGAGUCAACGAACUCGUCCGCUUGCUUACCGAUUCACUGGUUCACCUGAAGGACCUGGACGGAACUGCAAUUGUCACCACCCCGGAGGGGAAGGUGAUCAACCAGAAGGAAUGGACAGCUUGGGACUGGAACCAGGGUGUUGCACUUGCCGUGCUGUACAAUCACUCUGCUGCGCGUCCAUCAUCCUCAGAGGCAGCCUACUCUCUCAAGACCGUGCUGGACUGGUAUGAGCUCCAGUGGAAGCAGACGGACGGAAAGGGCGCCCCGAAGAACAUCAACACAAUGGCGCCUCUGUACUCGAUUUCAUCAUACCUGCUUGAUGGACGCGUAAAGGACGAGCGCUGGAGCGCAUGGGCUGAAGAAUGGGCCGAGUGGGCCAUGAACGGGCUUGCAAGGACAAAGGAAGGCGGAUUCCAACACAUCACGUACCGCGUACCCAAUAAGGAUCAGCUGUGGGACGACACGCUUUUCAUGACCGUUGUUCCCCUCGCUCGUAUCGGUGUCCUCCUUAAUCGACCUGAAUACAUUGAAGAGGUAAAGUACCAGUGCCUCAUCCACAUCCACUAUCUUCAAGACACGGUGUCAGGCCUCUGGUUCCAUGGUUGGCAGUUCACCGAGGACGGUCGAGGCCACAACUUUGCGCGUGCACUGUGGGCCCGCGGUAACAGUUGGAUCACGUAUGCCAUUCCGCUCCUGUUGGAGAUCCUCGAUGGUCACCCCAACUGGAAAGAGAACGAUCCCACGCGUCGUACCCUGGUGUCGACGUAUAGGCGCCAGGUCGACGCACUCCUCGAAUGCCAGGACGUCGGUGGACUCUGGCAUACCAUCCUCGACGAUCCUACCUCCUAUCUCGAGGUCAGCGGCACAGCAGGUUUUGCAGCCGGUAUCCUGAUGGGUGUCCGCACGGGCUUGCUGGAUCGCGCUCACUACCUGCCCUCUGCCCAAAAGGCUCUGGCGGCGAUUCUCCCGAACAUCCAAGCUGAUGGCACGGUUGUCAACGUCUCGUAUGGCACGCCAAUCGGCGAAACGAUCCAGUUCUACAAAGACAUCCGUCUAGUCCCCAUGCCAUACGGCCAAGGACUCACGAUGGCCGCACUGGUCGAGUGGACACGGCUGCAGGCUGCGGACGCCGCUGCGGCGCAGAAGUGA